AUGCCUCGUCACCUCCGCCGUCACAGCAGAGACACAAUCCAGAACAAUGGACAAGACACACAACUCCCCAGCCAUUUUCAAACUCCGCCCUCACGCCACACCCCCUCUAACCCCACCCACCGAUAUGAUGCGCCCACCACCACAGGGCCACAAGCACUCAUAACCCCCGACACGGUUCCCGUCGCAGCGGGUGCGCCCGCUGCGCGCGUUAACCCCUUCACACUCUUCGGUCCCUCCGGCCCAGAUCCCAACGCGCAGGAGAUGGUGGACGACGAAGACGAGUUCGACGACGAUUACCACCCGCAAGCGCCUGCGAUGGGCAUGGAUGCCCCGCUGGAUCCCGAGGAUGAAGAAGACGAUGAUGAUAUAGAUGACUCGGAGGAGAUUGAUGGCGAAGAAGUGGAAGAUAUGACAGCGGAUCAGCUGGACGGCGAAGACGACGACGCGGAUGAAGAGAUGCACGAUCGAGAAAGAUCACCCUCCCCCUUACCACCAAACCUCCGCGAGAUCUCCUCUCUUGCUUCCUGGACCGUCUCGACCUCCAAACCGGGCUGCGGCGUCGCCGCCUUGCGACACCCGUCCCCGUCUCAAUACUGGCAAUCCGAUGGACCGCAGCCGCACACGCUGACGCUACAUUUCUUCAAAUUAGUGGCCGUGGUGCGCAUCCGCGUUUAUCUCGACUUCGAUAUGGACGAAAGCUACACACCUACGAAGAUGGUCUUCCUGGCGGGCAUGGGCGGGAACGAUCUCGUAGAGUUUGCUACAUGGGAAGGCGAUACGCCGUGCGGGUGGGUGGAUGUGCCUCUGGAGGGAGUGGGAGGGCGCAAUGGCGGCUGGGUGAGGAGUGAUGUUAUCGUAAGACCGAGGCGUCGGACUAAGUCGUCCGGACGGACUAUGGGAUCGCAUCGGCGCGACGGUGAUGAAAAUGCCAUGUGGGAGACAGCUGCGAACGAGCCCGAGAACGGCAACCACUUGGACGAGGACGAUGAGGACCGCCAACAGGAUCCCUAUGCGGGCAACGUGCUCAAGGCGAUGGUCAUCCAGAUGCGCGUGGUCGAGAACCACCAGAACGGGAAAGAUACCCAUGUGCGCGGCUUCCAGGUCUUUUCGUGUGAUGAUAGCCGUCGCCGACUGGCUGCUGCCCCGUCUGCCUCGGCGGAUGACCGCCAUCGUCGGCAGAGCGUUCGCCAAUCCCUUCGCGCCGGCGUCCCGGGUGCCCUCGGACAUGACCCGCUUGGCAAUGAAGAGGUCGAGGCAGGUAGAUUGUCGUUGACUUCUGGGCUGAGCGAACCAGACUGGAUGGGUGAGCCGGUGAUUCGAUAA
This is a messenger RNA of Penicillium lagena, 1323 nucleotides long. Its product is annotated as anaphase promoting complex subunit DOC1. NCBI's taxonomy places the organism in Eukaryota, Fungi, Ascomycota, Eurotiomycetes, Eurotiales, Aspergillaceae. The record is from RefSeq and is a predicted model, not a curated record. Bases 1 to 1323 code for a protein of 440 amino acids. The transcript has 2 exons. Gene Ontology annotation, biological process: anaphase-promoting complex-dependent catabolic process; protein K11-linked ubiquitination. Gene Ontology annotation, cellular component: anaphase-promoting complex.